AUGGUGGUCACAGCGAGCCCCGACACUUACUACCACCUUCUGGAGUAUGGAAUGCACAAAAUGCGCCUGCGGCUGGACCGCCUCUUUCUGCAGGCCUUCAUGGCCGGGGUCUACGUGGGGCUCGCGGGCCACUGCUGCACGACCAUUGCGGGGGCGUUCUCGGUGCAGCCCGGGGAGCCGCUGGCGGUGCCGAAGGCGGUGCAGAAGCUGGUGUACGGACUGCUGUUUCCCGUGGCGUUCAUCAGCAUCAUUUGGACGGGCGCAGAACUAUUUACUGGAAAUACAAUGACAAUGUUAGUUUGCAUUUUGGAAAGAAGAAUAAAAGUGCAUCAGCUAGCCAUAAACUGGAGCUUCAGUCUGGUGGGCAACUGGCUGGGGGCCCUCUUCGUGGCCUUCUUCCUCUCCCACCUCACGGGGGCCCUCGCAGACCCUUCUGUUUCUUCUUUUCUUUUCAAAACUGCAAAAGAUAAAAUCAAUUAUUCUUUUCUUUCUUGUUUUCUCCGCGCCGUCGGCUGCAACGCCUUCGUCUGCCUGGCGGUGUGGUUCGUCAUCGCCACCGACGACGGCGCCGGCAAGAUCAUGGCCCUCUGGUUUCCGAUAUUUGCGUUUUGCGUGGGGGGCUACGAACACAUAAUUGCAAACUUCUAUACUCUCCAAGUGGCCCUCAUGGCGGGGGCCCCCAUUUCUGUGGGAGCUGUUGUUGUGAACAACUUCAUUCCCACGCUUCUAGGAAACCUGGCCAGCAAACCCUAA
Eimeria necatrix is the source of this 753-nucleotide messenger RNA. RefSeq names its product formate/nitrite transporter, putative. The transcript is spliced from 3 exons. The coding region runs from base 1 to 753 and encodes 250 amino acids. The record is from RefSeq and is a predicted model, not a curated record. Gene Ontology annotation, molecular function: high-affinity secondary active nitrite transmembrane transporter activity. Gene Ontology annotation, biological process: transmembrane transport; nitrite transport. NCBI's taxonomy places the organism in Eukaryota, Apicomplexa, Conoidasida, Eucoccidiorida, Eimeriidae. Gene Ontology annotation, cellular component: membrane.